Penicillium paradoxum is the source of this 423-nucleotide messenger RNA. RefSeq lists its product as uncharacterized. The transcript is spliced from 3 exons. The record is from RefSeq and is a predicted model, not a curated record. NCBI's taxonomy places the organism in Eukaryota, Fungi, Ascomycota, Eurotiomycetes, Eurotiales, Aspergillaceae. Bases 1 to 423 code for a protein of 140 amino acids.
AUGUCGAGACGGAUGCCCGUGUACUUGGGUCUCGCCGCAGCAGGCGCAGGCGGUUACUACCUGUAUAAGGCCGGUGGUGAUCCCCAAGCAGCAAAGCACCAGAUCAAGAUCGACGCUGAAAAGGCACGCGAGAAGAUCCCAGGCACAGAGAGCGCCGAGAAGUUCGGCAAGGACUUGGGCAAGGAAGCUGGUGCCAACGUCGAUGAUGCUAUCGCCAGAGCCCGCGCUGAGAGCAAGCGAAUCCCCGAGUUAGCUCAGGAAGGCAAAGAUAAGUUCGAGGAGCUCCGCGAUGAUGCGAAGAGCAGGUUCAAUGCCGGUGUGGAAAAGGUCAACAAUGGUGUCGAUCAGGUGGAUCGUGACAUUGAGCAGAAGGCCGCGGAAGCCAAGGGUGCCGUAUCUGGUUGGUUCGCUGGCAAGAAAUAA